Messenger RNA from Melopsittacus undulatus (budgerigar), 1279 nucleotides. It is a transcript of the gene HSCB, whose product is annotated as HscB mitochondrial iron-sulfur cluster cochaperone. Gene Ontology annotation, molecular function: protein-folding chaperone binding; ATPase activator activity. The record is from RefSeq and is a predicted model, not a curated record. Gene Ontology annotation, cellular component: mitochondrion. NCBI's taxonomy places the organism in Eukaryota, Metazoa, Chordata, Aves, Psittaciformes, Psittaculidae. Gene Ontology annotation, biological process: [2Fe-2S] cluster assembly; protein complex oligomerization. The transcript is spliced from 6 exons. The coding region runs from base 1 to 696 and encodes 231 amino acids.
AUGCGGGCGGCGCUGCAGCGGCUUGUCGCUGUGUCAUGGCGGCCGCGUGUGUCACGGCUGGCCCCGCGGCAGCGCUGCGCCGCCACCGGCCCGGCCCCGGCCCCGCGGUGCUGGAGCUGCGGCAGCGCCCUCCCUGCUGCCGAGGGGCCGCCGCUCUUCUGCCCCGGGUGCCGCGCCCUGCAGCCGCCGGGGCCGCACCCCGACCUCUUCCGCCUGAUGGCUUGUGACCGCUCCUUCCGCGUCGACGCGCAACAGCUGCAGCGGCGGUUCCGGAGCCUGCAGCGCACCGUUCACCCUGAUCGCUUCGGCCGGAGGCCGCCGGAGGAACAGUACUACUCUGAGCAACACUCGUCCUUGAUUAACAAGGCAUAUCAAACUCUCCUGAACCCUCUGAGCCGCGGCAUCUAUCUGCUGGAGCUGCAUGGAAUGGAGCCAGCACAGGAGACAGACUGUGAUGCAGAUUCCGUGUUUCUCAUGGAAAUCAUGGACAUUAAUGAGAAAUUAGCAGAGUCUAAAAAUGACGGUAUCCUUGAAGAAAUUGACACUUUGAUUAAAGUUAAACAAGAAGAACUGACCAGAGAGGUGGCUGAAGCUUUUGAAAGAGAUGACUUUCAGGAAGCAAAGAAGCUUUUAGCCAAAAUGAAGUACUUUGCAAACUUAAAGGAUAAACUAAAGAACAAGAAGAUUCCUUCCUGAUGCUGCUUCCUUUACUGUUAUUUUCAAUUAAAAGCUAAUUUAAUUACCAAGUGAGAAAAUAGUGUUUGCUUCCUGACUUUUCACUAAAACCUUUCCCUUUGGAGAAGAGAGAUAAACAUAAGAGAAAUCCAUCACUUACUGAGUAACAGAUGGUGACAGCCAGGAAAAGCUGUAAUAAGUAGGUAGGACCAGUGUACCAGCAGUCACAGGUACAGAUAUGAGCAUCACAAAGCACACAAACACUGGAUGUCAUUAGGAUUUCUUAUAUUUUGACUAAUAAAAUAUGAGUGAUUUCUUUUGAGAAAGAGCCCUGUAGAAACUGGUGGAGAUGAAGCAGACAGCUUGUUCAACAGGUCCUUUGAGCUCCAUGUCCUCCUUGGGUCUGUUCUAUCAGACCAUCUUCAAGGAUCUGUGAAGGUGAACAGUAUUUAGCUGCUGUCCUCUCUGCUUCCUAGUGCUUUUUGUGAUGGUGAUCUUAGUCUGACAGGAACUGACCUUCAAAACUAGAAGCUUCACCCUGUUGCUCACUUUAAAAUGUUAAGAUGAUAGUUAAGGCAAAAAAUAAACUCCAGAGUCUGCUUUA